AUGUUGGGAAAUGGGAUUGCAACUUGCAAAAAGGUUACUGAUGAAGUUUUUGCAGAAAUGAAAAAACUUGUGAGAGAAUGUGAAUACCGGUUCAAAAGUAUAGCUCCAAGACAAGUGUCUUUGCCUAAUACUGGUUAUUUACUUUGUUCUUAUGUUUCUAAUGUUGAGCAAAAGAAGAGAAAUGGAAUGAAUGGUCCCAUUGAUAGAGCUUUUCAAAAGGAGGCUAGAGAACAAUGUGAUGUUGAAGUUGCAAGGAUGUUUUAUGUAGGUGGAUUAUCCUUCCACCUUGCAAGGAAUCCACAUUAUCGAAACUCCUAUCUUCGUGCUUCUGCGCUUCCAGGAUAUGUUCCACCAAAGAAGAGCCACAUUGAGCGGUGUUUACAACCAAUUAAGGGUACAUGGAGCACUGAAGGUGUAAGUGUGUGUAGUGAUGGGUGGACAUAUUCGCAAAGUAGACCACUUAUUAAUAUUAUGGCAACUUGUGAGAGUGGACCUAUGUUAUUGAAGGGAAUUAAUUGUGAUAGAGAGUGCAAGGACAACCAUUGUAUUGCCAACUUUCUUAUCGACUCCAUUAAGGAAAUUGGUUAUCAAAAUGUGGUUCAAGUAAUCACUGACAAUGCCCCAUGUCCCAAUUUUCCAGUCUCAGUGCCCACCCUUAUUGGGAAGUAUAAUAUGAGAUUGGCUAUGUAUAAAGACCACUGCAAAUUGAAGAUGUUCUCCAUUGCUGAAAGAAGGUUUGCCUCUACAUUUGUGAUGAUUAGAACAUUUAAGGAUGUAAAGGAAGGUCUACAACAAAUGGUGAUUAGUCCAAAUUGGUCUUUAUAUAAAGAGGAUGACAUUGGCAAAGCAAGCGCAAUAAACCUUUACUUCAUUUGGUUUAUGAUGAUAGAGAAGGUGAAGGCAACUAUCUAUGGGAAAGAGCACAAGCAACUACAUGAACAAAGCGAAUUCUUUGAUGUGGUGUAUCACAUUUUAGUGGAGCGAUGGACCAAAAGUAGCACAUCACUCUAUUGUUUGACACAUUCUUUAAAUCCUAGGUUUUAUAGUCCAGAAUGGCUACAAGAAGAUCCUAGCUGUGAUGCUCCACACCAAGUCGCCGAGAUUACAAUGGAAAGAAAAAAGUGUCUUGAGAAAUACUUUUCAAAUGACCGGACUAGAAGAGAUAUUAAUGUGGAGUUUCACAGGGAACCAAUGGUGUGGUGGAUUGUUCAUGGAGCUUCAACACCAACUGUCACCACCUGA
Molecule: messenger RNA, 1242 nt
Organism: Prunus armeniaca (apricot)
Lineage: Eukaryota; Viridiplantae; Streptophyta; Magnoliopsida; Rosales; Rosaceae
Source: the annotation of a GenBank genome assembly